Molecule: messenger RNA, 5575 nt
Organism: Rhodofomes roseus
Lineage: Eukaryota; Fungi; Basidiomycota; Agaricomycetes; Polyporales; Fomitopsidaceae
Exons: 27
Coding region: 154-5367 (1737 amino acids)
Source: RefSeq, a predicted model, not a curated record
GGCGACGCGUCGCCUCCAUCCACGACCUCCACAAUUUUGUCUGCGACGAUUCGACACGAGAACAUACUAUUCUUGUUAGUAUCCUGGACGCCAGAAAGUCUCACCACUGCGACGGAAGGGCUGUUCCUGGCGGUGUACUGGGAUCAUUGAGAGAUGGCACACGCUAGAGAUGCAUUGUGGGAAAGCGGAUAUGACGAGUCUGUCGAGGUAAACCAACGUGCCCUGAUUGACAAAGUUCUGGCGCGGUACUCUGCCGAGUUCACAAUAUUUCGCGAACUUCUCCAGAACUCCGAUGAUGCUGGCGCGAAGAGAGUGGAGAUUCGGUUCGAGACGAAGGCAUACCUAGACCACAAGAAGGCGAAUGGUGCCGAGGACGCACCGUUGCCUCCGCUUGACCAGCAGGCUCUGGAUCGGAAGGCUGGCCUAGUGCAUCAGUGGUCGUUCAAGAAUGAUGGCAUGCACUUCAGAGAUGAAGAUUGGAAUCGUUUGAAGAAGAUCGCCGAGGGUAAUCCCGACGAAGAGAAGAUCGGUGCCUUCGGAGUGGGUUUCUACAGCUUGUUCUCCGUCACGGAGGAGCCAUUUGUAACGUCAGGAGGUCAAUGGAUGCAUUUCUACUGGAAGGACGGAAAGGAUCAGCUCUUUGUCAGACGAGGUAAACUUCCCAAUGCGGAGGACGUGGACGACCCCUGGACAACAUUUGAGAUGACUCUCCGUGAGCCGGCGCCGAUUCCGAAGGCGUUCGACCUCACCCGGUUCCUCGCAUCCUCAAUCACGUUCAUGAAACAGCUCUCCGACGUCAGCGUGUACCUCGACGACACACGUAUCUCGAGGUUGACGAAGCAGCCCGGAAUCAUGAAGUCCGUCGGAGUACCAAAGGGGUUGAAGAAUACAGGUCCAAAGGGCAUCAUGCAAGUCCGAGAUAUACAUACCACGCCUUUGUUUAUCCAGGCUGAACUCAUCCGGUGGGUAUACCUGGCAGGAAGCGAGAAAGUUGUACCACCAAAGCCUGCAGCAGCGACAGCGAAAUCCAGCGGGUUCUUCUCGUCCCUGUUCUCCUCGCUUUCAGGAACACACACCCCUCAACGUGCAACUACGCCCGUUCCACCUCCCGUUGUGGAGCAGAUCGACCCGACGACUGUCACCGAGACAAGUGUAAUGCUCUCGAUAUUCUCCGCGGACGUAUCAGUGAAGCUCGACACGAAGUUGAGAUCUGAGCUGCAUCGGUCGACCAAGAAGAACCCGCCUGCCAACAUGAAUCUGCACCUGAUCUACACUGGGAAAGACGAGUACGAUGCGAGCAAGAAGGACGACGAGAAGCAGCCGGAGAAGACGGGCAGCGUCUUCCAAGGACUUCGUGCUGACAUCGAGGGGACUGGCUCUGCGAGAAUAUUCAUCGGCCAUGCAACUAGCCAAACGACGGGCAUCGCAGGCCAUAUGGCGGCGAGAUUCAUCCCAACCGUCGAACGUGAAUCCAUUGACUUGAUGGAUCGCACAGUAGCCGUAUGGAACGAAGAGCUGCUAUACGUAGGGGGCUUCCUCGCUCGGGCUGGCUAUGAGCUGGAAUUGGACCAGAUUCGUCAGCUCUGGGCUGGAGUAGCAGGACAGAACCCCUCUGCGAAACUUGACAAAGAACUGACAACUUGGUUGUGCGCGAGGGCACUUCACGUCAUGAAGUUCUUUACCUUUCACCAGUCGACGCCCCUUGCCGAGGUGUCAAGGAAGAUGGAGGCCGCCUUCUUCCUGUGCGGCGGACCUCGUCAGCCAUUCCCACUUAUCUCUACAGCAGGUGUCCGCAACGCGUCGGACGUACGCAUUCCCGACGCGGCCUUCUCGGAGUUUGUGAAGGAGCUCCCUGUCAUCCCCGACGAGGUGUUUUCGGGUGCCAAACGCAUGAUCGGUGCUCUGCAGGACCGCGGGAUGGUCAAGAACAUCGAGUUCAUGGAUGUCCUGCAGGAGCUGCGCGCCCGUCCGCUCGCUGAGAGCGAGAUGAUCGCCUGCUUCAAGUGGUGGAUCGGUGUCCAGAGCCAAGGCGAAGCACGGACUCUCGGACAGGUUCGCACCGAGCUGUUAAACGCCGCCGUGCUGUGCCUUGGCGAGAAGGGGACCGCUGACGAGCGUAUCAUUCCGAUGUCGUCCAUCCAGACAUUCCUCAAUACGCGUACCAUGGGUGCUAUCCCCACGGACGGGCCCCUUCCUGCGCAUCUGCUACCUGUCAGCGUGAGCAGACACCUUGACCCGAAUCAGCUGGCGACCGCUUUCCCCUGGAGGGAAUUCACCGCUAUCGACUGGAUACGGCACAUCACCAGCGCAACUGAAUUCGACGUUGACCAUGACAUGACAAAGUCUCCGCAAUGGGCAGAGAGAGUCUUCCAGGUACUCGCGCGGAUGUGGCCGAGCAUGGCGAAGGGCUCCCAAGAAGAGACAGUGACAUUGCUGCGCGGAAAGACGUGCGUGCCCACGUCGGCAGGUUUGAAGCUUUCGGAGGAGGCGUAUUUUCAGAGUGCCCAUAUCUUCAAGGACUUGCCUAUUGUGCAUCUGCCUAGUGGCGCUCCGGUGAAGGGCGCAUUGGAGAAGGUCCUGACGGCCAUUGGUGUGCGUAGACAUGUGGAUCUACAGAUUGUGUUCAACAGGAUGAUCAAGACCGGUGACUGGACCACUGCGGAUCUGGUGAAGUACCUCAUUGCGGUCCAGAUGACCUUGAAUCCUGUCGAGAUCGAUCGCCUCCGAGUGACGGCAGCUUUCCCAAAGGAAGAAGAGGAUGAAGCGGAUAGCAAGCGGCUGCGCUAUAUGGCCAAGGACUUGUACGAACCCUCGGACGUCUUCCGACAGCUGGGGUUGCCGAUCAUUAACUGGGGACAACAACUUAGAUGGCGAGCAAACUCGGAGGAAGCAAAGUUUCUGUACAACCUGGGAUUGCAGCGAUUCCCCUCACUCCAUGUCAUCCUCGGACUAGCUGCCAGUGCGGACCAGAAAGUCCGCACUGUUGCGCUCAGAUACUUCCUGGAUAGUGUCGCGACGAAGUACUCGGAUUACGAUCCCAACAACUUCUCGCAAAUCGCGUUCAUACCUGCUGUCAAGGACGGCAAGCCGUAUAUGGCGAAGCCAUCAGAGGUUUAUGCGUCGUCGGAAUGGGCAAGUUUGGGGUUCUCAACCGUCGACCCGAGUCUCAAAGCCGACGCACUCACGAAGCUGAAAAUUCAUGAGCAUCCACCCACUGCGGCGUUGGUCAACCUGCUUCAGACGUCUCCCCCCUCCAAUGAAGCCAGCGCUCGGGAGUGGUUUGGAGUUCUAGCGGGACGGAUAGCAGAGUUCACGCCGGCUCAGCUGAAGACGCUCUCUGAAAUGCCCAUCAUCCCAGUCACAGCUCCCGGAGAGAAGCAGGCUCGCCUCAUGCCACCUUCUCAGUGCUACCUGCGUGGACAGACCGAGGCGCAACUACAUUCCAAGCUAUUUACCUUCGUCGACUUUGGCACUCGCGCGAACCAGUUCUUAUCAGCAUGUGGGUCGAAGCAAGAACCGUCUGUCGAGGAGAUCGCGAAGAUCAUUCUUGACGACCCGCGUAAGUUCUAUGAACUCGCGGGCGGUCGCGAUAGCUACCUAAAUGAACUUCGCAAUAUUGCGGUCAACCAUCGGCUCUUCUCGGGAGCGACGAUGACCCGUCUCAAGCGAUCGUCGGUGUUGCUGGGCUCACGACGUGUGAAGAAGCCAAGGCCAACGGAGAAAUCAAAGUCACCGGAUGACCUGGCCGACUUGGAGGAGGACGACUGGGAAUACGAGUACGACCUCCUCCCGGCGGGUCAGAUUGUGGUGGCGGACGACCCCAAUGCAUAUCAAGUGUUCGGAAAUGCGAUAUUCACCGCGCCUCAAGAAGAUCUCCUCGAAGCGUUCUACUUAGCGCUAGGUAGCAAGAUCUUGAGUUCCUUGGUGAAGCAGGAGCAUCAGACGACUACCGAGGUGCCCAAGUCGCCGAAGGCUGCGGAGAUACGAUCUCUUAUUCUGGAGCGUCUACCCUUGUUCCUACACGAGCAUACCCAUGCUGCUCCGCGCGUCAAGUUUAGCUGGCUCAACGAUGACAAACACUUCAUCGUCAGGAUGUAUGGUAAACUGACAGUUGUGAAGACGUUGCAGUUUGGGACCAUUCGUGCAACUCAGAUGCAAGAGUCGUCUGCUCUGGCCCGGCGGGAUCAAGCGGGGCCCGUUGAGCUCCUAUUGGCCCACAACAACCAAGUGGAUAUGUACGAAGUGUCAAGUUCCAUGUGUCGCAUUCUCUUCAAUAUGCCCAAAGCCAAUGAUAUCCUACUAUUCAUGACUAUCCUGUCGACGGACUUACGGUCUUUGAAAAGACGUGGAUACAAUGUGGAUCGGAUUCUGAGGCAACAGCAAGCUCAGCGAGCUGCUCAAGAAGAAGCCAUGCGCAAGAAGGCUGAAUCCACAGCACUCGUCCCAAAUCACGACGUCAGCUCUGAGAAAUCCUCACUCUCAGGGCAAACUGCAACGCAGCCACAAGAUCUGUUACCGCCCUCAGCGGGCCCUGCGAGCACCAAGGCCUUUGACGUGGCUAAGCGAUUGUCUGAUGCUCGCCAUUCUGAUACCUGGAAACGCUUUCAGAAUGCCUUCACCGGCGUCGGGGCGGCGUCUCCUGAACAAGCGACCCCACCACCGGACGCUAGACGAACGGGGGCUGGGGCUGGGGACAACGAGUCAAUAUCCAUGAGCGGAAGCAAAUCCACGUCGCCUGUGCCUGUGGGAAGUGGCCCCGUCAAGCGCAAUCCUCCGGGCUAUGUAACACCAAAGAACAAGAUAUCUUCUGUCAUCGAUAUGGCGAUCAGCGCCUGUAAGGAGGAAAAGCAAGAUCAGAUCCAGUCACGAGAGAACCAGCAGAUGGUCAAGGAAGCGCUCAAUGAGGGCUAUUGCGAUGGUACAGGAGAGUCUCUCAACUUGUCCUUGAUUGGCACCAUGGAAGACCUCAAGGUUUAUGCUGCAAGGGAUGUCGCGAAUGUCGCAUCCAUCAUGGAGACCAAGCGCGAUAUGAUUGCCCGCUUCAUUUAUGUCGUCCUUCCGCUUCUAGAAGUGUACAAGCUACCUCGCAGCAGCAUACACUUCUACUUCGACAAGACUGGGCAGCGUAUUGCGUUCAAUCGCAAUGCCAGCCUGUUCUUGAGUCUGCGGUAUUUCGAGGCUUGGCAUGACAAGGAUGUACAAGGAGGAAACAUGAAGGAGGCUUUGAUUUCAUGGUAUUUCACGCUAGCGCAUGAAAUAGCGCACAACAUCGUCGGGCCUCACAAUUCGGAGCACGAGUUCUAUUUUUCAGCCAUUUCUGAGGCAUCUCUACCAGCUUUCGUCACAUUGCUCUCGACUCGGACCUGAUGCAGUGUAUAUCUAUAACGCACGACUCCACUCCGGACCCGGAUGACAGACUUGAUGUACUACCAGUUCUUAUGGAUCCUGUAUUAUUAUUGUUUCAGGAUAGGCAGUCUGAUACUGGUAUACUUAUAUCUGCAUCAUAGUGAGGCCAACGUAGUGCAGAACUGACAGAGGCUGCUAAAGCCAAUGGGGGCAAAAUGCUACUUAGUUC